This is a messenger RNA of Parasteatoda tepidariorum (common house spider), 2538 nucleotides long. The record is from RefSeq and is a predicted model, not a curated record. NCBI's taxonomy places the organism in Eukaryota, Metazoa, Arthropoda, Arachnida, Araneae, Theridiidae.
UCAGUUCUUUGAAAAUCUUAAUAAAAAGAGUGACAGUAGAAGUAUAUAAAUAAAUUUGAAUUCUUAUCGAGAUUGCUAGAGCUAAAACAACAAGAACAUAGAAAGAGAAUUAAAAUAUUCCGUUUACUGCAGUUUAAAUUUCUGUUUAUCGCCUAGACGUAAUUGUUUAAAAAAUGAUUGAAUGAAAACGUUGUGUUUCAAGCUGCCAUUAACUCUGCAUUUUAAAAUAUGUCAUGUUAUCUUGAUUUAUUAAUCUUUAUUCCGUUUUAAAAGUAAUGGAUGGGCUUAGAGAUAGCAAUAAUUAUUCAAUUCCUAUUUAUUUUAAAGAUCAAGCUAAUGAUCUAAAAAAUAUCGAAGCCGAAGCUAAACGAGCUCUUCAGAAUAUCAAUUCCCUCUAUGAAGAAAUUAUGCACACUGAUUCCCCUGAUAACUUUGAAUUCGAGAAUAAUGUAGAUUCUAACAUAACCCCUUCCACCUCUACUUCUACAACGGAUAAAAAACAAUACACCGCUAAGAUAAAGAGGUUUACUGAAUCAUCAAGAAAAUUUUACUUUCGGUCUCAGUUACCUUUAACUCAUUGUUUAGGUUGUCAUGAUCAUUAUUAUGACACUAAUAUAACUUCUAGAUCUCUAUCAACUGAAGAAAAGUUUAACUGUGAUUCUGAGAUACAUCUCUCUAAAGAAAGUAAUGCUCAAAGUUCUAAAGAUUCAGGCAGCCCCCUUAAAAUAACUAAACCACAACCAUUUAAAUUAUCUGGCUUUGAUGAACAAAGGCUUGAAGCUAAAGAACGUAGGUUGGCUAAGUUAAGGGAGGAAAAGGAACAGCAGAUGCAGAAAGAAUUGAAUGUAAAAGUUGUUAGCAAACCAGUGCCAAAGCAUACUCACUUACCAUUGUAUAAUAAAAUGGUGGAAAAGAAUGAAAAAAGAAGAAAUGAAAGAAAAGAAGAAAGUUUACGAGUCAUUGGAAGAGGAAAUAAAUCUUUGCCACAAGGUGAUGUUUUUCAAACUAAUGUAACAUUAAAAUCUCUUCCAUCCGAAUCAAAAUCUUGUUUUAAAGCUACACCAGUGCCUAAACAUAUUUUAAGCAAUAAAGUAAGUGAAAAAUUAAAAAAUAAAGAAGAAAUUCGCAAGAUGCUUAGUGCUCAUAGAGCUGAAGAAAUGCUUAAACAGUCAUCAUCUCCUCUUUCUAAGAAAACUAUACCUAGAUCUUUUUCAAUGUUGAAUUUGAAUGAUUACAAAAAAAAUGAUGAAAGAGAUAAAAGAUCAAAACCUAAUAUUACAGCUAUUACAAAUAGAUUGUAUACAAAGAAGUGUAAAGAAACUAUGAAUAAUUGGAAUGAUAAAGUAAUGAGAUAUUGUUACAAAGAAAAUGAAAUCAAGUCUAAUGUUACAAUUUUAAACAAAUUUAAGCCUCAACCUGAACAAUCAUUACCAUUCCUUUAUUAUCCUGUCAGAAUGUCAACAGCAGCUUCUUUAAGAAAUAAACAGAUUCGAUCAGAAAUAAUUGCAAGAGAAAAGAAAGAAGAAUAUCAAAAUAAUGAAAUUAGUGAGGCUCAACAAGAAAUGCAUGAAGAAAUUUCGAAAAAAUUGCAAAAAUUGCUUCCAGAUAUUGAUCCUGAUAGAGAAAUCGAAGAGAGAGUGAAAAAUUUCAGGGAAUCACAACUAAACAGGGAGGAGGAAUAUGAACAUGAAUUAGAAGAAAUAAUGAAACGAGUCUCACAGCAAUAUCUAUUGAUUGAAAGGCAAUCAAAAAACUUUGAAACAUUUUUUUCCUUCGAAAUUUGUUCAAAAGAUGCCUUACUAAAGAAAUGGUCCUGAUUUUUCUGUUCUCAUUUGUGAAUAAUGAAGCAAAUAAUUUUGGUUUUCUUUUCUACAAAAAGUUUUUAAUGUGUUUUUUUCUCAAUAAUUUUAAUGUAUUACGCGCAUGAAAAUUUUAGUGUAUGCAUUUGAUUUUUCACUUUAUCACUCACAACUCACACCGAUUCCAUCGUACAUAUACGUCAUGCUUUGAUAAUUUUUUUCGGUAAUUAUUGUUGCGAAUUAUUACUUGGUUUUUUUAAAUCUCGAUGUCUUUUAUCACUCAAUUAUUAUUGAUAAUAUCUUAAUUUUUUUAAAAAAUGCCGAUAUUAUGGCACUCAAUGUCCAAAAAUCACUCUUUGAUCUCUUUGAUGUGCUUGGUUUGCGCCAAUAUCUUCUGUUAAUCCUUCUAGUGUUUCAAUCGAUAUCCAGACAAUUAUUGCUACAAUUACGAAUUAACAUUAUCUCAAAUUUUAGUGGUCAGUGAAUAUGCACUUAAAACAAAGUUCACAAUUCUUCAAUUCCUCUAGUCAUGUCUGUACCGAUUUAAAUGUUUAUAGUUUUCUUAGUACCUUAUUUGUAACAGUAUUUAUUCGAAAAUAUUAUUUUUGAGUUAUUUGCAGGGCUGAUUGUGCUCCGGAAAAAAUCCUGAUUUCCGGAAUUUUCGCUAACAGUAAUCCGGAGAUCGGAGGUCCAGACGUUUAAAAAAAUCAUCGAUCACAGAAGUUUCUGGAAAUCAAAU